This is a messenger RNA of Pelagomonas calceolata, 3061 nucleotides long. The record is from the annotation of a GenBank genome assembly. NCBI's taxonomy places the organism in Eukaryota, Pelagophyceae, Pelagomonadales, Pelagomonadaceae.
AUAUGCCAUGGCAGCGGACGACGGGCAUCCAUCGGCUAUCAUUCUACGGAAGCGUCACGAUACGGCAGCGCGCCCGCGCCACGCUGCCCGCGCGUCGGCGCACUUCCCACGGCUCCCUUUCGGCUGCCCUCCAACUCUUGCUGGUCCAGCAGCUGCUCUGGAGCCGCGCAUUGGUAGGGAGGCAGGGGACGGUGGCCGCGUACGGGUCGCGCACAACACACGUCGCGUCCGAGGCUACGGGUGGACGGGAUGGCUUGUCACUGGUCGGGGACAAAGCGCGGCGGCGCGCCGCGACGGCGGCAGGAAACGCAGAGGUAUCGGUCUCUGGACGACACGAUGUCUCCGGUUGCUUGUGGCCGUGUCUUAUCGCGUAUUAUGAUUUGUGUUUUCUAGGUACGGACACUAGGAGCACUGGGUGAUUUUGUAUUGUGCAGUGGAUUACUGAGGCUAGACGUGGAUACUCUUAGCGAACGGCACGAUAAAAAGAACUCAUCGCCCUUGAUCGACGGCGCUAGCGACAAAUUGAAGCCGUAGCAGCAUGACUCAGUCUAUAAAAGACCUGCUCAUAGAGAAGUGUAAACUGCACAAAGUCAAUACGACUGGUUGCAAAAGCGCGGACGACUACCGACAAGCGCUGGAUGAGCAGGCGCCGCAGUGGGAGCAGGAGGAAGAAAAUGCGCCGCCGCGCCGCCGCCGCGCCGCGACCGAAACCGACAAGAAGCGGAUGAGCGGGGAGGUGCAGCCACCGCUGGAGACGUCGUGCGCGAAGAAGCCGAAGCCGCCGCCGACGCUAGUCGCUACGAAACCGGACGUCAAGGAGCCGUCGGACGCGCUCGUGAAGGCGUGCGAAGCUGUAUUAGCCAAUCACGGCAAGCCGCCGCGGAAGGAGGGCGACCGGAUCAAGUCUAGCGCGGUCUGGCUCGCCGUCAAGCGCGAAUUUACCGUGACGGGACGGAGUGGGUAUAGUCGUGACAGUGCACUAUCUGACGCGACGCUCCUGCUCUACGAACGUUAUGAGGCCAUCGACGACGACACCGCGAGGGCGAACUCCCCGCUGCGUUGGCUCAACGCGGGCACCCAGAUCAAACAAGGUAAGCAGCAUCGCCCUGGGGGCAAGAAGAAGAAGAAGACUGAAGUGGACGCGAUGGCGACGGAGGUCGCUACAGCUGUGGCGGCGGCGCGCACGGCGAAGAUCAUGCACUCGGUGUACGGCAAAGGGGCCGUCGAGUUAUCUGGCGAGGUGCACGGGCUCUUAGCGGAGUACACGCUCGUCAAGGUGCUGCGCGCGACGACGGUCCAGGAAGCGCUCCAGUGGGGCGUUGCUCCGCCGUGGCUGACUCAGGAGCAGGUCGCCGCAUUCUGGCGCGUUCUCGCGAUGGUCCACCCGUUGACGCCGCUGUACGACAUCAGGGAGGGCGCGCUCGUCCCCACUGGUCUGCCCCGCGUUGAUUUCUGGAUCGCGUUGGCGGAGCCGAUCGCGCGGUGUGCCGCCUCGCUGCCGGAGUUCGCGUCGCUGCUGCCGCUCGUCGACUACAUGUGCCCCGUCCACGUCAAGAAGAAUGCGCCGGAUUUCGGCCCGGGCGGCGGGGCCCACGCCGGCGCCACGCUGACGUCCGGCAUCGAGGCGCACGCGCGGCGCUUCGUGAAUCGGCGCAGCUCGAUCGUGCGCGGCCCGGACGCGCUGCGGCGGUCGCCCACGGACGCGCACACCUACGCGCCGCGGGGCGUGGCGACGGACGAGCUCUCCUGCCCGACCGAGGGCCUCAUCGCCAACGUCUCUUUGGCGAUGAAGAACGGCGAGCUGGCCGUCGAGGGCGCGUUCAUCGGCGCCACGCGCCACGAGACGUUCGACUUCGGCGACGACAACGCCGCGAUGGUGACGACCUUCACGACGAAGGCGGCGGCCGCCGGCCACGGCGACGCGCGCGACUGCAAGCGGUUCGAGCGCGAGAACGCCUUCGGCCACGCGCUCGCGGCGGCGUUCGUGGCGGCGGUGCUGAACGUCGCCGACCUGGCGCGGGUCUCGUCCUGGGUCCUCCGCGAGGCCAUGCGCAAGCCGCCUUCCGCUUUUGUUCGGGAGCUUUACCAGGACAACAAGGUCGUCGAGUGGGCCCAGCACGCGUUACCCGGGACUGGCCUGGAACUGGCGCUGCGCAACGCGUUGGUGGCGGCGGAUCUGCGGCUCGAGAUGGACAGAAAGGGCGGGGCGUACGACUCGGCGCUGCUGGCCUCUCGCGACGCGUUACUAGAGCGGCUUCGGGAGCGCGACGCGAGGCUCGAGUGGAAGGCGAAGGUGCAUAAAGCGGUCGCCGUUGUGCAUGGGGCGGGCGGCCUUGUUGGGACUGCUCGCAAGUGCUGCCUCGUCGUAUGGACCGACCUGGGCUCCGGCCCCCAAUUAAUUAGUGCGGCGGACGCGCCGUUCUGCGUGGAGAACAUCGAACGGACGCUCAAAGAGGCCCACGACCUCCACGUGAUCCUCGACGCCCUCAGCACUACGGACGCGCGCGACGAGGCGUACGGCGAGUUCCUGAAGAAGAGCCCGUGGUUGCAGAACACGCGCCUCGGCGUCUGCUUUAUUGGUGACUUAGAUAACGAGGGCAAGCCGCUGAAGGCGCACACGCGGCGCGUUUCUUUCGCCGCGGACUGGGCCAUCGUCAAGACGGACAUUCGCGCCGCGGUCGACUACUGUCUCAAGCGCCGCGACGAGUGGCGCGUCGUGACGCCGGACGCCGAUGAGUUAAGGCGCCUGGGCCCGCGCAUGCCGACCGCCGAUCCGAUCAAGCUCGUGGUGCCGACCAGCGCGGGUGUCGCGACGGACAUUACUCAGCCCGCGCCGCCGCUGCCGCCGCUCGUCGUGCAGCCGCGCGGCGACGCCGGAGGUCUCGCCGGCGCGCCAAAGCCGCCGCCGCUGCGCACGCCGAAGGCGCGGCCGACGCCGUGGAAGGAGAGCGUCGAGAGGGAGUCCAUCGCCGCGGCGCGGCCGAAGAAGAAGGCUCGCCGCAAAAAGUAAUUUUUUUCUUUCUUAACUACAGAGACACUAAAUAUAAAUUACAUAUCACGC